Messenger RNA from Oryzias latipes (Japanese medaka), 1670 nucleotides. It is a transcript of the gene txndc9, whose product is annotated as thioredoxin domain containing 9. The record is from RefSeq and is a predicted model, not a curated record. Lineage: Eukaryota; Metazoa; Chordata; Actinopteri; Beloniformes; Adrianichthyidae.
UUUCUUGUUACUCACUCAUUUAAAAAGAUAAACUUUUGGCAGCUUUAGUUUGAAAGUGGUCCGGAAGUGAAUGUGUGACGUAACAAGAUUUCCUCGGGAACAUCUGCCGUCAACGCUAGAUAUCUUCCCUUAAGUUCUGUUCCAGAUUGUGGCAGACUCAACUCAACUAGGAGCCAUGGCCAACUCAUCCAUAGAAAUAAUAUCCAACAUUUUGGAGCAAGCAGCAAAAAUAGCAGAAGAGCAGGUGGAUGCGAAGUUGAGCCAGCUGAAUGAAAUGGAUGAAGACGAGUUGGAGAAACUCAAAGAGAAGAGACUAGAGGCACUGAAGAAAGCACAGAAACAAAAGCAGGAGUGGUUGGCUAAAGGCCACGGUGAGUAUAGAGAGAUCGCCAGUGAGAAAGACUUCUUCGGCGAGGUGAAGGAGAGCAAGAAUGUCGUCUGCCAUUUCUACAAGAGUUCAACCUUCAGAUGCAAGAUCCUGGACAAACAUUUGGCCAUACUGGCAAAGAAGCACGUUGAGACAAAGUUUUUCAAACUGAAUGCAGAAAAGGCCCCUUUCCUGACAGAGAGGCUGCGCAUCAAAGUCAUUCCCACGCUGGCGCUGCUCAUUGACGGAAAGUCUAAGGAUUAUGUGGUUGGAUUCACUGACCUGGGAAACACGGACGAGUUUUCAACGGAAAUGCUGGAAUGGAGACUUGGAUGCGCCGAUGUUAUCAACUACAGCGGUAACCUGAUGGAGCCUCCAACAGCAGCACAGAAAUCAGGCACGAAGUUCUCUAAAGUUGAGAAGAGAAGCAUCAGAGGGCGAGCCUGCGAGUCUGAUUCAGACUCUGGAGAGGACUGAAAACUCAAAAGCCGCUUUUCUUCUACCUCAGCAUUAGGUCGAACGGAAAGCUCUUCCCAAGUUAUUUCCUUAUUAGCAUUUCAUUUCCUUUUGAGUGGAUAUAUUUCGUCAGUCUUGUCCUUGAGCCACCAUUGUAACACGUGUGCCAAUGUUAAAUGUGUUCAGGAUUUUGCAUCAGUAUAAUUUUUUGUAUGAAAAGAAUUUGACAAAUCUUGACUUUGUUAAUGUAUUUCAGUAACAAAUCCAGGCUUCAGGAGCUUCUGCUCUGCUCUGCUCACCUGAUUCAGGUCAUCAGCAGCAGAUGUGAUUAGGAAUCAGCACCCCCAAUUGUGAGAAAUCCGCCUUGAAUCAUUUUUGAUUAAAUGACUAAGAUGCAGAAAGAACGUCUGCAGUUUUUUUUGUUGAUAAAGUUAAUCUUUUCCUUAAGUUAUUUCCUCUCCAAUCACUAAGCAGCAGCAUGACUCAGAAUAUAAUAAGCUUUUGUAGUGUUGAGCAUAUAUUUGCUUGAUUUUGCAGUUUGAUUCUCCACCCCCCUGUAAGUUCUAAAUAAACAUUCAUGUUCCUGUCUCUUUUUAAUACCUUAUUGAGGAGACACAUCCAGCCCACAUGUUAUAAUAGCUUCUAUUCAAGUUUAUACCUCUGUUAACCUUUGAUAAGACAUUCAGAGAAAUGUCUAAAUGUGGACGUCUUAACUUAUUGAUGUUUCGGAUUCAACGUUUUUUUCUGGUCUUUUUCUGGUCUUGGUAAAAUAUACCAAAUCAUUUUCCUAACUUUGAAAAAUGUAUUCAUGAUGUCACUCAUGUCAAUUAAAUGUUUCAAACAUCAA